Penicillium bovifimosum is the source of this 213-nucleotide messenger RNA. RefSeq lists its product as uncharacterized. Lineage: Eukaryota; Fungi; Ascomycota; Eurotiomycetes; Eurotiales; Aspergillaceae. The transcript has a single exon. Bases 1 to 213 code for a protein of 70 amino acids. The record is from RefSeq and is a predicted model, not a curated record.
AUGGUGCUGAAUGAUCUUCACCUUCCAUUUAUCGGGCAAGCCACGGAUGAACAGGUCAGCGCGACCACAGUCUCCGAGCUCCCCUCUCUGUACCAGUUCACCGCUAACAUCGUCAAAUUCGGUGAGCUACCUGAGGUACCCGCGGUUGUUACCUUCGGUAUCCCUACGGACGCGGACCUCGUGUAUCUCUGCUGGUCCGAAUCGUCGUCGUAA